GCAGCCAUCAUGAAGGGUACAGUCUUGAUCUGCUGUUUCCUCUCCCUGCUGCUUUUGCAGGCCACAGCAGAAGAAGAAGAAGGAGGAGAUGAUUUCAUCUCCGUCCUCAGGGACAGAUCUCACAUCGACGAGACGCUGCGACUUGCAGCUGAGGAAAAAGCAGGAGACUAUGCAGCGGCUCUACAGAAGCUGCGAAACAUCUACCACACAUCCAUCAAGCCGAUGGAGCAGGCCUACAAGUACAACGAGCUGAGGCAGCACGAGAUCUCAGCCUACCCCGGACGAACCCUGGGGGACUCAGCCACAGAUGGAGAGAUUACUUCCAAGCCCAUGGUGCUGUUCCUGGGACCCUGGAGUGUAGGAAAGUCCUCCAUGAUCAAUUACCUCCUGGGCAUGCACGACAGCCCCUAUCAGCUCUACACAGGCGCUGAGCCUACUACCUCUGAGUUCACUGUAAUUAUGCACGGGGAGAAGAUCCGCUCUGUUGAGGGUAUCGUUAUGGCAGCAGACAGCUCUCGGUCCUUCUCACCCUUGGAGAAGUUUGGCCAAAACUUCCUGGAAAAACUGAUCGGUAUUGAGAUGCCCCACAAGCUGCUGGAACGUGUGACUUUUGUGGACACGCCAGGAAUCAUUGAGAAUCGGAAGCAGCAGGAAAGAGGCUAUCCCUUCAAUGAUGUUUGCCAGUGGUUCAUUGACCGUGCUGACCUGAUCUUUGUGGUGUUUGACCCCACCAAGCUGGACGUUGGCCUGGAGCUGGAGAUGCUCUUCCGGCAGUUGAAGGGUCGUGAAUCCCAGAUCCGCAUCAUCCUAAACAAGGCUGACAGCCUGGCCACCCAGGACUUAAUGAGAGUCUACGGAGCGCUCUUUUGGAGCUUAGCUCCCCUCAUCAAUGUUACUGAACCCCCUCGCGUCUAUGUAAGCUCCUUCUGGCCAUAUGAUUAUGCACCUGACACCAGCCGUGAUCUCUUCAAGCGAGAGGAGAUCUCCCUCCUGGAAGAUCUGAACCAGGUGAUUGAAAACCGCAUGGAGAACAAAAUCGCCUUCAUCCGCCAGCAUGGCAUCCGCGUGCGCAUCCAUGGCCUGCUGGUAGAUCGCUACGUCCAGACCUUUAAAGAGAAGAUGAGCUUCUUCAGUGACCCUGAACUCGUCUUCAAGGAGAUUGUUGAUGACCCAGACAAGUUCUACAUUUUCAAAUCCAUCCUUGCCAAGACCAACGUCAGCAAGUUUGACCUGCCCAACCGCGAUGCUUACCGUGACUUCUUUGGCAUCAACCCGGUCACCAACUUCAAGCCCCUGACGGCUCAGUGCUCCUACAUUGGAGGCUGUCUGCUGGAUAAGAUUGAGAAGGCAAUCACCAAUGAGCUGCCCGCACUUUUGAGCAGCAUUAACUCUGGUAAGCAGCCUGGCCUGUCCUCCUGCGAGGCUACUGGCUGUGGCGAGAAGCCAAAGAAUCGCUACCGGAAGAACUGAGGAAAACAAAAUAACUUGAGUGGGGGAAGUAAGAAGAGAAGGGGUCUGGUGGAAGCCAACCCUGCUUUUGACAGAACGCCUGUAUUGUUGAGGAGUCAGAGGAGAGGAGAUUAGUGUUUGUUUGUUUUUUUCUCAGGAGAAUAUAGGGAGGUUCAUUUAGGGACUGUGGGAGUGAGGCUGAUAGAGGGAGGGAAGGGUCAUUGUUUUGAAAAGGCAGCUUAAGGACACAAGUGCUGAAGAAAUGAGAACACACCGCUGAUCACUGAGUUUUAUUAAAAUACAUGCCCUCCUCUCUCACUCGCACGAUCACAGUGGACUGUCUGGGAAUUUGGAGUUGAUGUGAAGAAAUACAGCAAUGAAAAAAAAGCAAAAUCAAAUAAAAAUUGAAAAUCCUGAGACUGAAAACAGUCAAAUACCAGCUCCCUUGUAUGUGAAUAAAACAGGAAAAAGUGGAAACAGGAGUUGCAAAUUUGUGUUGUAAAAUCUUGCAUUGCAGAAAGUCGAUUCCAUAAGCUUCAGAAGCUGACUUUGAAGUAGCCUUUUUGUGGGUGCUAUACAAAGCCUUCGUGUUUGUCAUCCAAGCCUUUGCUUUUGACCUAGAUUAACAAUUUACAUUGCAUGUUAGAUCUUAUUUAACAGAUGCAUGCAUUUCCUGCUAACAUGAAGUUAAGUAAUAUUUCCAUAUGUAACUGAAACCUGAAGAGACCCUGACAUGCAACAAUUUUUUUCUUAGUUUUAUAUGCUCAGUCCUUGUUGUUGACAACUUGUGAAAUGAGCACUGUGAUGGAAGCAGAGGUCAGGGUUCAAGGGUCAGAGUCUUCAGAGCGGGGUGGGUAUGUUCAUUCUGCUUCACCUCUUAACUGUUCUUACUGUUUCUGUUUGCGUCUAUAAAUUUGCCAGCCUUUGGCAGGAAUUCAAUACUGUGUUAUGAUUUUUUUUCCUGCGAUCGAUAAGCUUCCCAGCUUCUUUUUUAGCUGAAUGACCAUAAAAAAAUAGCACAUGAAGGAUGUGUUUGGAUUAUAGCUGUCUAUAGCCAUUUCUUCUGCAGGAUAGAAAGCUAUUUAUUGAUUUUUCAGUGUAAACUCUCCGAAUGGGCAUUGAAGUAGGCUGUGUAUGUGUACUGAAUACCCCUUGCUAUAAUAUUCUGCAAACAUCCACUGUAAAAUUGUGCAAGUGGAUCACUGUAAUUGUGGAUUUCCUUGCUUGCAAAAAGUGGGAUGGAAGUAGAAGCAAAGUGGAGGACUCAUGAGUUGACCCCUGACCUCUGUGGAAAGAAGUAAGCCCCAAAUACUGACCUUUACAUUCAACGAUUUUGCAGUGAUACAUGUUGUAGCUGCAUGUUCUUAUGUACGCCUACCUCAGUGAACUUUCCAGGAGUAUGGCAUUGUAAAGUUGCUUAAAGGAGCAGUCUGUAAGAUUUAGGGGAAUGUAGUGGCAUCCAGCAGUGAGGAUUGCAUAUUCCAAGCUAAAAGGAGGUUUUUUUUACCAGGGACUGAAUCAUACGCAGAGGUCUUCCUCUCUAAAACAAACAGACUUGGUGAUUUAAACUGGUAAAAACACUGAGUAAAGCAGUUUUGUAUUAAAAUCAGUGCUUUUCCAAUGAUGUUUAGCUGCUGCAGAUGGGUCGUUAGCCCAGCUUUUUACCCAGGUUUUUACCACAAGCCUAGUUAGACACAAAGGUCUCUUGCUCUCCAAAACAAACAAACACCAUGAUUUAAACUGGUAAUAAUAAUAAUAAUAAUAAUUUAAAAAAUGCUUUACACAAGUGUUUGAUUUUAGAGCCAGUGUUUGGAGCUAUUGUUUGGUUUGUUUGUUCUGGGCUAACACAGAAACAUUGUGGUGUAACAUGGCAGACUGUGCAUGAGGACCCACUCCCUAUGUUGAUAUAAAUGGCUCAUUCUAAGGUAACAAAAACACAAUGAUUCUUAUUUACAGGUGAUUUAUACACAAAAGCAAACAUAGUUAGUUAUUAUAUUUUGUUCCAUUUCCACCAAUAUAGGCUAUCCUCCUAAAUCCUACACAUUGGACCUUUAAAAAUAGGUUGACAUCUUGGGAAAUAAAUACACUGGGCUGUUUUUUGGCUAACUUUCUGGAAACCUGUUGUUAUCAUGGGUUGCUAGGCAACCGGCGGAGACUCAAGGAAGUUCCUGCGGCUAGCCAAGAAAUAGUCCGGUACAUAACGUGUCCUAGAACUUCAGCCGUGUCGCUUUUUCACUGCGGUUUUUGUACGGAUUGAGCAAAGGACAUAUCGUGUGCUAAUUACGGGGACCUGGAGGUGCAGGUAGGCGGACAUUGUUACCUUUAGACAGACUCUUUGCUCCAGUUUCCAGUCUUAGCUCAACUAAGCUAAGCUAACAGGCUGCUGGCUCAGCUGGCUAAUGUUACAUAUUUCAUAGUGCCGCAUAUUCAUUAAAGUGCUAUCAAAAUAACAAGCUAUUGCUUUAAAUACAGUCCUUAGACAUGACAGGACAAGUAAGACUUACUUAUAACUGGACUUUAGUUUCGGUUUGCGCGAUAUCAGAUUUUCACUGCACGUUUAUCGUUGUCAAAAGGGUUCAUGAUAACAACAUAAUCACGAUAUCUAUGGAGAAUUUGUAUAUAAUGGAAAUAAGCACCUAAUCACAAUAAUGCUAUCACUCAAAUUUAUCUUAAACUUUGUUUACUGUGCGUUUUUUCUCUUUCUCGGCAAAUAAAUUACACUCAAAAUACAUGUGUAGGGAGUCGGAGUGAGAGACUGUAAUCAUAACUGUUCAAAAUUGUACAAAAAAACCCCAACAAAAUCCCUAAAUCUUUAGUAAAAAGGCAUGCAGAUGGCUUUCGGUGAGGUAAACAAAGCCAGAACAGAAAGAAACAGAUAUUGUUUAAGAGGUCCUGGGUUAUUUACACGUGUAUGAUAAACAUGAUAUCAAUAUGUCAUUUCUAAAAUAUCACAGUUAUCAUCAAUACCGGUGUAUCAUGACACUGCUACUUCCAAUGAGUUCAUCCCGGGCAAAUGCACUUCCAGUUCCCUCUGUGUCCUCUCUUACUAAACCCACAGUGAGGAGUGUUUUCCCAGCUAAAAUCUGAAGAAUAAUGAAAAAGAAAACUAACAUUUGCAUAAUUUCCUCUGUUUUUUGAGUGUGAGUGCUCCACUGGAUGUGUUUAGCAUGUUUACACUGCAGAUCCAGAAAAUGCCCACUAGAGAGUGCUGUGUAAAAGUGUAAAAAGUUAUACAGACCACUAACUACCACUCAUUAUGGCAACAGUGUAUGCUGACAAAGCUAAUGACGUGUGGUUGAGCUUUUGGUAUAUUUCAGCAUCAGUUAUCUUAAUUUACCUGUGAAUUAGAUCUGGAAUGGAUGUGUGUCCCAUUAAAGUAGUUGUUGAUUAACUUUUUUUGUUUUGGUAUAAAAUUUAUAUUAAUCUUGGCACAAUUUUGGAAGCUUGGUUAUCAAGAAUAAAGAUUUCUGAUUGA
Plectropomus leopardus (leopard coralgrouper) is the source of this 4924-nucleotide messenger RNA. RefSeq names its product sarcalumenin b (gene srlb). Lineage: Eukaryota; Metazoa; Chordata; Actinopteri; Perciformes; Serranidae. Gene Ontology annotation, molecular function: GTP binding. The record is from RefSeq and is a predicted model, not a curated record.